CCGGAUUUUUCCAGAGCAUCUGAUUGGCUCUGCUUAUGACCGUGCAAUGUGAUUGGAUCUUUCGCAGGACCACUGUUAGUGAAACUGAAAAUAGCAGGAAGUCGAUCUACAAUGUUUCAAGCAUGGCCUUAACAUCCGAUCACAUCCGGGAUAAACUUAGAACAGAGCUUGCGGCGGAAUAUGUGGACGUGGAGGACACGUCCGCCAACAGAUGUGCCGCCAGCUUCAAAGUGCUUGUGGUCUCUUCCCAGUUUGAGGGCAAGCCCCUCUUACAGAGACACAGGAUGGUGAACACCUGCUUAGCGGAGGAGCUGAAAGACAUCCAUGCGUUCGAACAGAAGACCCUAACGCCAGAACAGUGGGAGAAACAAAAGUCGAAAUAACACUGCACCUUUUGCAUUGUGUGGUCAUCACACUGAGGAACACGCAAGUGCUGUUACAGUUCCCACAGGGACCGUGAGAAUGCAUUUGAAAAUGUUGCCGGCAAUAAAAGGGACAGCCGUUCUUGCUUUCCCGUGUUACACUUUUU
Hippocampus comes (tiger tail seahorse) is the source of this 529-nucleotide messenger RNA. Its product is annotated as bolA-like protein 2. Gene Ontology annotation, cellular component: cytosol; nucleus. Gene Ontology annotation, molecular function: 2 iron, 2 sulfur cluster binding. The transcript has 4 exons. The record is from RefSeq and is a predicted model, not a curated record. The coding region runs from base 36 to 383 and encodes 115 amino acids. NCBI's taxonomy places the organism in Eukaryota, Metazoa, Chordata, Actinopteri, Syngnathiformes, Syngnathidae. Gene Ontology annotation, biological process: protein maturation; intracellular iron ion homeostasis.